AAACAUUUUUUAAAUCAGCUUCCCUUUACCGACGUGAGAUUCCUCCGCCAAAUUUGUAAACAAAGUAGUCCCCCUAUCCGGGUGGAAGUUUUAAAUAAUUCGAAGUACAAAAUGAAUCAUUCAAAAUGACAGUGACACGCACAUGACAAAAAUAAUAUGCAGUAAAACAUAAGAAUAUGUACAGUUGUCAUUUUACAUGAGUGUCUCCUUGUUACAGCGGAGGGAUACUACGGCGAUACACACGACAGGCUACAUUUGUCGGUUGUUAAAGUUAGCUUCCGUUAGCCGUCCUUCGAUGUACAUUGUAGGGUAAGGUAAGAUGUCGAUUGAACGUUUAGUCUGAUCUGAAAAUCUGUCUUCGCCACGUCCAGAUUUAUGUUUAUGGAUUGCCAGAAGUCGACGAAUCUUUGAAGGGACUUCCAGGUAACGUUAAAAAAUGCCUUUACAUGGGAAAGUAGUCGUGAUUAAGAGGAGUGGAGGAGAUGGGACUGAGUUUCCUCUCACUGCAACAUGCUUAUUUGGAAGGAAGCCCGACUGUGACAUUCGUAUUCAGCUUCCUCAAGUCUCCAAGGAGCACUGCAGAAUUGACCUGAAUGAGAAUAAAGAGGUCAUAUUGACAAAUCUGAGCUCAGUGAAUCCAACUCGUGUCAACGGAGAAGCACUGCAGCAAUCUGAGCGUUUGAAACAUGGAGAUGUGAUAACUGUUAUUGAUCGUUCUUUCAGGUUCGAGUACCCACCUGCACCCACACCAAAGAAGCGGUCUUCCACGGGUGGGAAAUCUGAGACCUUCAAAGUUCUUCAAGACCAGCAAGUGGGAGACUCUGUCACCUCUGAGAAAGGAGAGAAGAGGAUCUCUGAGGUGUCCACAGACCCUCAUCUUAAAGAUGGAACCAACCAUGACAACAUCCAGCGUUCCCUGGAGAAAACCAUGGAGGUGGAAUCAAAGUUGGAUGAGAGCAAGACGGCCUCCCCUUUCAACGACCUGUAUCAAAUGAUCAAAAAAUCUUUGGAUGUGAAGACUCCUCGGAAGUCUUCAGCCAGUCUUCUUCAAACACCGACUUCAAGGUUUUGCACUCCAAAACCUGCUUCAGUCAGGAAAUGUGAUGUCAUUUCCACAGGAGAGAAGAGCACUCCUGUAAAGGAUGAAGCUAAGGUCCCUCCUGCAGCUGAUGAGGUUAAAAUGGAGACCGAAAAUGUAACCAGUGAGACCCCAAAGUCUGUCAAGAAGCAGCGGAGGUCCUUGAAGACUCCUCCAGUAGCAACACCUGGACCUGAAGCGGAAAAUUCUGAGAGAACCUCACCUCAAAAGAGAAUCCGUACACCACCCCAGAGGUUCACUGUAGGAGACAUCACUGAGCAGACCUGCUCUGGUUCUCCCAAGUCCCCUAUGAGAAGGAGGAGCAAGGAGGCCACUUCUCCUAAAGCAGAGAGUACUAAAAAGGCAUCCCCAGGAAACUCUGGGACAGCUGAAAAAGUGAAGUCCAAAAAACGCAAAAGUGGAGAUCUUCCAGCUGACCUGCCGAAGCAAAAAAUGAAGAGGAAACGUGUGUCCUUUGGAGGUCACCUGAGCCCUGAGUUAUUUGACAAACGACUUCCUCCAGACUCUCCACUACGCAAAGGAGCCGAUCCACGGAGAAGCUUGAGUGUUUUGAAGCCCAAACAGUCUCUUCUUAGGCGAGCAUCAGUCAUUGGCCUGCUGAAGGAGUUUGAUCAAGAGGAAAGUCCUGCAAAAAAGAAAACUCCAUCACCUAAAAGGUCACCGAGUGCCAAGAGUGCAUCUCCCAAGACUCCUACAUCUGAAAAGAAAUCACCCAAGUCCAGAUCUCCUUCUCCAAAAGCAGCAACUCCAGCAAAGGCAUCCCCUAAAACCAAGUUGUCCUCUCCCAAGGCAGCAACACCUGCAAAAGCCUCUCCCAAAUCCAAAUCUGCUUCUCCAAAAGCAGCGACCCCAGCAAAGGGAUCCCCUAAAUCCAGAUCCCCUUCUCCUAAAGCUGCAACUCCAAAAUCAAAGUCUCCAUCUACUGAUAAAAUGAAAACUCCCAAGAGUGCUCGACACACCCCCACAGUGCAGGGGCGCUUCUCUGUGUCCCUUAUUAGCACACCGUCUCCGGUCGUAGAAGAGGCUGCUGCCGAAGUGACCCCUAAGCAACCCCUGAAGAGACAGAGCAUCUCACGGAAGACUCCAAAGUUGACCAAGAGUGCUGUAAAGAUUAUGGCCAGAAGAAGUGGCAUUUCAAGGGCAUCUCUGAAAGCCAAAAGCUCCUGGGCAGACAUGGUGAAAUUUGGACAACCUAAGCCCCAAGUGGUUGCUCCAACCAAAAGAGCAGUCAUCAGGAAAACACAGAAAAAGGCAGCUAUGUCCAAACCACAGACGCCUGCCAGAGCUCUCCCCGGCCAUGUCAGCACCGGACACGCGUGUUCACCUGUCACCAUCGUACUUAGCAGAGCUCAGAGACAAAAGUUGGUUCAACCAACCGGAGCUGCACCACGAGUGGUCACCAACAUUGCUCUCCUGAAAAAGAACAUGAAAAUGGAUGAGGACUUGAGCGGAGUUUCUGAGAUGUUUAAAACUCCUGUAAAUGAGAGGAAGCGGAAAUCUGUGAUAAGUGAAAGCAGCGCAACUAAGACACCAAUGGGAGGUCUGGAAACUCCUCUUGUAGAACCAUCAGUGCUGAACACACCAGAGGAGCCAGGGGAAAUGAUGGUGUCUCCUCUCAGUGGGUCGUCCACAGUCAAAGACAGACAGUACAACAGCGAGGCAGUCAAACGCCUCCUGGAUGGAGAUGAAGAAUCGAGCUUCAGCAGUGACAUACCUGCCAUGGAGACUCAUCCUGAUGGCUCCAGUGAACAGGAGUGCGUAGAUGCAAAGACCACCUCUGUAUCAACUCCCAAACAGAAGCCAGAAUUACUAGAUUGCCUCACUGGAGUGAAGAGAGUCAUGAAGACGCCGAAGCAGAAGUUUGAACCCAUUGAGGACCUGAGAGGAAGACUCCUGAAAACCCCCAAACAGAAGCUGGAACAACAGGAGUGUCUCACCGGCGUGAAGAGAAUCAUGAGGACCCCAAAACAGAAAGCCGAGCCCAUCGAGGAUCUGAGGGGGAAGAUUCUGAAGACUCCAAAGCAGAAGGCUGAACAGCCAGAGUGCCUAUCUGGUGUUAAGAGGAUCAUGCAGACCCCACAACAGGAGGCUGAACCUCUUGAAGACCUCAAAGUAAAACUUCUGGAAACUCCCAACGCUCGAGAGGCCGUGGAUGUUGUUGAGGAACUUACAGAGACCGCAGAACCAGUUGAAGACGUGGGAUGUGAGGGAGUUCAGGAGGUCAUGGAGGAUCAGGUCACUGAGCAGGUAAUUUUAGAAGCUGAUGUAAAGGACGUUGUCAUUGAGGACCUAUCAGAGGAGGCACUGAGUGGUAAUGCUAACAAAGAAACAUCAGAUGCCAAAGAGGAUGUUUCUGAAGCAGCUCUAGAAGAGACUCAAGCUGAGGAACAACCCACAGAAGACACAGUUGAUGAGACACAGUCUGAAGAACAACCAGAACUAGAGGCUGCACAGAACGUCACAGAAAUGGAAGAGACCGCAGAAGAUCCUGAACCACAAGCGCCUGUAAUCGAGAGUGUACCUGAAGUAGAGGAAGCAACUUGCAGCGUCAUCAACAUGGAAAAGACAGCAGAAGAACCUGAACCCGAGGAACCACUGACCGAGAAUGUAGCUGAAGUAGAGGAAGAAACUUGCAGCGUCACCAAAAUGGAAAAGACUGCAGAAGAUCCUGAACCCCAAGCACCUGUGACAGAGAGUGUACCUGAAGUAGAGGAAGCAACUUGCAGCGUCAUCAACAUGGAAAAGACAGCAGAGGAACCUGAACCCCAAGCACCAGUGACCGAGAGUGUACAAGAAAUGGAGGAAGCAACUUGCAGCGUCACAGAAACAGAAGCAGCCGCAGAAGAACCUGAACCCCAAGCACAAGUGACCGAGAUUGUACCUGAAGUUGAAGAGGUAACUUGCAGCGUCACCAAAAUGGAAAAGACAGCAGAAGAUCCUGAACCCCAGGCACCAGUGAUUGAUAGUGUACCAGAAGUGGAGGAAGCAACUAGCAGCGUCACUGAAAUGGAAACAACUGCAGAAGAACCUGAACCCCAGCCACCAGUGACUGAGAGUGUACCAGAAGUGGAGGAAGCAACUAGCAGCGUCACUGAAAUGGAAACAACUGCAGUGGAUCUUGUCGUGGAGAAGAAACCUGUUCGAGGCAGAAGAGUAAAAACUGUGGAAACCAAAGCAACUGUGGACAAACAAGAAACAGCAGAACAAAGUGAAGAGCCUGUCAUCCCUGCUCCAGUCAGAGGAAGAAGAGGGAAGAAAACUGAAGUUACUGCAGCACCCACUGUGAGACAAGCAACAAGAGGCAGAAACGCAAAGACCGCAGAAAGCACAGUGGAGAAGAGUGAGCCUCUGCCUUCUGAGGUUGCUACUAAGCCUAAAAGAGGAAGAAAUGCCAAGAAGGCUUCUGAUGAUCAACCUGAAAAUGUCAAUGAGGUCACAACUGAAACAGAAAUUGUGCCAGAGGCUGUACCAAGUCCUCCACCUGAGGUGGACCAGGAGGAAAAUGUCAGUGCAGCACCUGUGGAGAAAGCAGUGGUGAAGCCAAAGCGAGGGAGGAAAGCUAAACAACCUGAACAAGCUGUGCCAGAGCAGCAAGAUGCAACCUGCACUCCCAGUCAAGAUGUUCCCCAGACUGAUGUGGAAAAAGAUAUUCAAGAAAUCAGCAAGGUCUGCAGUGAGCAGCCAUCAGAUGCUGAGGCCCCUGUUUCUGAGAGUCUACCUGACACGGAAGAGGAUGCAGCUGUCGUUCAGAAGAAACCUGUUCGUGGCAGGAGGGCAAAAACUGUUGAAUCUAAAGUUGAGCUGACUCAAGAGGCAACCGAACAACCUGAAGAACCCGCCAUCUCUGCUCCAGUCAGAGGAGGAAGAAGAGGAAGGAAAAUUGAAGCUUCCAUGCCAGUUGUCAGUAGACAAACAACAAGAGGCAGAAAUGCAAAGUCUCAAGAAAGCACCUCUGAUGACCAACCUGAGCUGGUGCCAGAGAAAUCUGUCGAAACAAUGCCGGUGACUGAGAUUUCCACGGAAUCUGUGACUGAGCAGGCUUCUGUAAAAGAUACCCUCCAAGAGGAACAAGAUUACGUACCACCAACCGAAGAAGCUGCAGUGAAGCCUGUCAGAGGAAGAAAAGCUAAAGUAACACCCGUUGAGCAGCCAGAACCACAGACAAACGAAGUUCCCACUGAGGAGCAGCUAGCAGCAGAGGAUGAACCUCAAAAGUCUGUCCCUACUGUUGAAAAACCCAAAAGAGGGAGGAAGAUCAGACCUGAUAUGGUUAAACAAAAAGCUGAGGCAGAAGACACUGUCAUCACAGUUGAGACCAAACAGCCAGCUCAGCCUCCAGUCCGGGCUAAGAGGGGAAGAAAUGCCAAACAGGAAGAAGAGAAGCACGUGAGUGAUGAUACGUCAACUUCAGCUGAGAUUUCUGAAAGCCAGGAGCCGGUUAAUAAAGUUAAGAGAACCAGGAGAGCAGAACAAAACCCUGAAGACCCCAAGGAAGUCCAACCUGUGGAAACUGUCGUCCCAGACAUAGUUGAAGCUCCAGUUGUCGAGGAACCAGUCACAAUCAAUGAGCAACCAAAAGCUGCUGCAAAACCCAGGAGAGGAGGAAGAAAAGCAAAACAAGAUAUGGAGACUGAAGAAGAGAUCCCUUCUGUCAGCACAACAGAAAAACCAAAACGUGGAAGGAGAGGUAAACAAGUAACUGAAGAGGCUGAAGUUGCUGCUGUUGUACCAGAGGAAAAACCUGAGGAGAAACCAGUGGCUGAAGAGAAACCAGUGGCUGAAGAGAUGGAUAACGCUGAGCCAGAGGCUCCGGUCAUCAAACCAAGCAGAGGAAGGGCGCAGAAAACGACAGUGAAAAGUGAAGUCUCACAGGCCGUUCCAGCCAAGAGAGGCAGGCGAGGAGCAGCUGCUUCCCAGGAAGAGACCAACACAGAAGCUUCAGUCAUGGUUUCAGAGUCUGUUUCUGUGGAGCCAGCCAAAAGGGGGAGACGAGUAGCAGCAAAGCCCACAACAGAAGAUGACAAGGAGACCAGCAAGCAGGAAACUGUGGAAGACACCAAGGUUUCUAAAAGAUCUGUGAAAUGGAAACAAGACCUUGAAGUCAUCGAGAUUUCAAAAGUUACACCUGUAAAGGCAGCACGCGUUAGGAGGCCAAAACUUGCAGACCCAGUUGCUGCUGAAAGCGAAUCAAAGGAUGAAAACAAACCUGAAGAGGAGGAUCUCUCAGAAACAGCUGUCAAAGCCCCGCCUGUCAAGAGAGCCAGGAGAGGAGCAAAAGUCGCUGACGUUGCUGACGUUGCUGACGUUGCUGACGUUGCUGACGUUGCUGAUGAAGCCGAGUCCACAAGCAAGGGGGAAAGUGUUGUUGCUGAGACACAGCCAAAAACCCGCAGAGGAAGAUCAGCAAAGAAGUAAAAGCAUUUAUACAUA
Notolabrus celidotus (New Zealand spotty) is the source of this 6529-nucleotide messenger RNA. It is a transcript of the gene mki67, whose product is annotated as marker of proliferation Ki-67. The transcript is spliced from 14 exons. Gene Ontology annotation, cellular component: chromosome; nucleus. The coding region runs from base 437 to 6514 and encodes 2025 amino acids. Gene Ontology annotation, molecular function: protein binding. Gene Ontology annotation, biological process: regulation of mitotic nuclear division; regulation of chromosome segregation. NCBI's taxonomy places the organism in Eukaryota, Metazoa, Chordata, Actinopteri, Labriformes, Labridae. The record is from RefSeq and is a predicted model, not a curated record.